ACGAGAAGAAACUAACCACAUGGAUUGCAAUUUGCAAACAUACCAGCUUUGUUUCAUUCUUAAGCAACACCUUUUUCAGGCAGAUCUAAGGAAUUUCCAUUGCAUUCCAAAAUUUCUCAUGCACAAAACUAUGACUAGCUACCAACUGUAUAAACUGAUUCGUCACUCACAUUCUUUAUUCUAUCCACCGCCUACUUUACGGCCUCAAACAACUAGCUCUAGACAUGCAUGCAUGUAUUUAUGUUCCGCUAAAUUCUUUCCAUAUUUCAGUACAAACUUCCCUCUCCCAUUCCAUGUAACGUAGCCCGCCCGCCACAAACACAGCUCAUCGGCCGCCUGUCCCGACGUCGCCUAUAAAUAAUCAUCUAUAUUGCUCCAUUUUGCCACAUCUCUAUUCAGAGCAUAGUAUACAAUGGCUUUCUCUGCAAGAAUUAACAAUACUAGUAGUGUAUGCAGUUUGCUAAUUAUUUGCCUAUUCUUGCUUGCAUUCGAGGCAAGAAUGAGUUUAGCUUCAGGAUUUGUUCAAACUAGAGGAACACAUUUUGUGUUGGACAAUUCUUUGUUUCUCUUCAAUGGAUUCAACGCUUACUGGAUGAUGCAAGUUGCUGCACAGCCGAGCCAAAGGUACAAAGUUUCAAAUGUAUUUCGUGAGGCUGCGGCUGCUGGUCUCACUGUUUGUCGAACAUGGGCAUUUAGUGAUGGAGGCAACAAAUUAGCUCUUCAAAUAUCUCCCGGUGUCUAUGAUGAAAACGUCUUUCAGGCACUUGAUUUUGUGGUCUCAGAGGCAGCUAAAAACAAGGUUCGCCUGAUUCUGAGUUUGGUCAACAAUUAUCAAGAUUUUGGUGGGAGACCUCAGUAUGUGGAUUGGGCUAGAAAUGCCGGCAUCCGAACUAGCACUGAUGAUGAUUUCUACACCAAUGUCGUUGUAAAGCAAUACUACAAGAAUCAUGCAAAGAAAGUACUUACCAGAAUCAACACGAUCACUGGAGUUGCUUAUAAAGAUGAUCCAACAAUCAUGGCUUGGGAACUCAUAAAUGAACCUCGCUGCCAAGCAGACUACUCUGGCAACACUGUGAAUGCUUGGGUGCAAGAAAUGGCCUCAUAUGUCAAAUCCAUUGACAACAAACACCUGCUGGAAAUAGGCAUGGAAGGGUUCUACGGAGACUCAAUUACUGACAGGAAACAAUACAAUCCGGGCUACCAAGUCGGUACAGAUUUCAUUCGCAGCAAUCUUAUCAAGGAGAUUGAUUUCACAACUAUUCAUGCAUACCCUGAUGCCUGGCUAUCGGGGCAGGAUGAUGAUGGGCAGAUGGCAUUCAUGCGAAGGUGGAUGACAAGUCACUGGACGGAUUCUAGGACCCUUUUGAAGAAACCAAUGGUUUUCACUGAAUUUGGCAAGUCGAGUAAAGAUCCAGGUUUCAGCAUAGCAUCAAGAGACUCAUUCCUCAGUGCCAUAUACAGUAACAUUUUUAAUCUUGCAAGAAGUGGAGGAAUUGGAGGCGGCUUGGUUUGGCAACUUGUGUCUGAAGGAAUGGAAUCAUACUCCGAUGGAUAUGAAAUUGAUUUGUUUCAGACUCCAUCAACAAGCUCUGUUAUAAGCCAACAGUCACGACAAAUGACAGCCCUUGAACACAAGAUGAGCAGGCCAUGAAUGAUUCUUUCCGAUAUGUCCUUUAUUAUUUUCUUUAUUAUUAUUGCUAUAAUUAUUAUUAUUUCCUUUUCAAAUUCAAAAGUGAAAGAGCUGUUUGAGCACCACCUGAUUAAAUGAUGCUUACUUCUGUAUCUCUGAAGGGAAAAGUGAAGAUUAUGUGCUCUAGUUUUUGUUUUGCUCGUGAUGAGUUAAAAGAUUAUGUUUUUAUGACUUC
Molecule: messenger RNA, 1865 nt
Organism: Sesamum indicum (sesame)
Lineage: Eukaryota; Viridiplantae; Streptophyta; Magnoliopsida; Lamiales; Pedaliaceae
Product: mannan endo-1,4-beta-mannosidase 5-like
Biological process (GO): polysaccharide catabolic process
Molecular function (GO): mannan endo-1,4-beta-mannosidase activity
Source: RefSeq, a predicted model, not a curated record